Suillus bovinus is the source of this 495-nucleotide messenger RNA. RefSeq lists its product as uncharacterized. The transcript has 2 exons. The coding region runs from base 1 to 495 and encodes 164 amino acids. The record is from RefSeq and is a predicted model, not a curated record. Lineage: Eukaryota; Fungi; Basidiomycota; Agaricomycetes; Boletales; Suillaceae.
AUGAAGCUUACUCUCAGUGUCUUCAGUGCGCUCGCAUUCAUCGUGGUUCUUGCUACAGCACACCCCGUGCAAGAUGCCAACGCUAAGCGUUCCUCUGUAGAGGAGCGCAAGGGAAUUCACGCUGAUGACUUCAACUACCGCAACUACGAAGUCAACGCUGAUGACUACAAUUACGGCUCGUACAAGAACGGGAAGCGCAAGGAAGUUCAUGCCGAUGACUUCAAAUACAGCGAUUACGAAGUCAACGCUGAUGACUUCAAUUACGGGUCGUACAAGAACGGGAAGCGCAAGGAAGUUCAUGCCGAUGACUUCAAAUACAGCGAUUACGAAGUCAACGCUGAUGACUACAAUUACGGGUCGUACAAGAACGGGAAGCGCGGGGAGCUUGAUGCCGAUGAUUUCAACUACAGAAAUUACGAAGUCAAUGCUGAUGACUUCAAUUACCGCUCAUACAAGAACGGUGCUGGAAGGAAACGCGAGGAACUUGAUGGAUGA